Eimeria mitis is the source of this 372-nucleotide messenger RNA. RefSeq lists its product as uncharacterized. The coding region runs from base 1 to 372 and encodes 123 amino acids. Lineage: Eukaryota; Apicomplexa; Conoidasida; Eucoccidiorida; Eimeriidae. The transcript has 2 exons. The record is from RefSeq and is a predicted model, not a curated record.
AUGAGAGAAGAAGUAGAAGCGUUGUUCAUUUGCAUUCAUUUCUUUUGUUUGUUGGCUCCACAAAACCAGCAGCAACAGCAGCAACAGCAGCAGCAGCAGCAGCAGCAGCAGCAGCAGCAGCAACAGCAGCAAGAGCAAUUAAACGUCUGCUGCAGCAAAGAUAUCUGGGGGCCACUUGCUACGCUGAUUCAGCAGCAACAGCAGCAGCACCAGCAGCAGCAACAGCAGCACCACCACCAACAACAGCAGCAGCACCAGCAGCACCAGCACCAGCAGCGCCAGCAGCAGCAGCACCAGCAACAGCAGCAGCAGCAGCAGCAGCAGCAGCAGCAGCAGCAGCAGCUGAUGGAUAACAUACUGUGCGAGUUGUAA